This is a messenger RNA of Exophiala bonariae, 3291 nucleotides long. RefSeq lists its product as uncharacterized. Bases 1 to 3291 code for a protein of 1096 amino acids. NCBI's taxonomy places the organism in Eukaryota, Fungi, Ascomycota, Eurotiomycetes, Chaetothyriales, Herpotrichiellaceae. The record is from RefSeq and is a predicted model, not a curated record. The transcript is spliced from 2 exons.
AUGAUCAUCAGUAACAACUCCCAGAUCUCCAAGCAGUUAGGCCAAGCAUCAUCCAUCUCGAAAGGUGAGAGUCAACCGGGGGUGGGCUUCCCGUCCAUCCCCUUGACUGAUUCCAGUCGAAGAACCACCAUCUUCAUCAGUCAACAACAGGAACCAGUGAAUUCUCGGCUCGCGGAUCCCUCCCAUCUCACUAUCCGAGAAUCGACAACUGGGUAUUCUGCAGAAGUCGAUCGUCACCCAUCAAGGGGCUUCGAAAUGCAGCAUCUGGUCAACAAAGACGAUUAUCUGCUUGCCCGCGGCGCAAAUCCGAGAACGGGCGUGAUCACACCCGGUUUGCAUAGUGCAAGCAGCUCGAUUGACCAGCAACAUGCGAGACAUGGCCAAACUGCACCCCUACCUAGUCGAUGGCGACAAAAGGGCGAUCAAUGGGUCAGUUUUGAUCAUGGAGAACCGUCUCCAACCAAGACUCCUCCUGUUGGCGAACUUGAUGGAUAUCAGCGACAUGACCACUCUGCUCCCCAAACUUUCGGCCAUGACUCUGAUGAAGUGAAGUCGUCUCCUGGUGACCACCAGACUACUUCUUAUCAUCCGGUUCAAGCCUUGCAUCCACGACCCAAUGACAGUGUGGCUACUUUCCAGCUCAGGCCCACUCCUGGGGCCGUUGGCAUGUUUCCCAACACUUCAGAAACGUCCAAUGGACAUUUAGAACCACCUUUGGGUGGGAACAACGGCCCCCAAGUGAGAAGAAAGCCCGUCGGAAGCAGUCCAGCAACCCGAUCAAUUGAUGAAAAUCGUUCUCAAAAUGACAGUGGUGGAAGUACAGGUACUGUUGUGAGAAGGUUGCAUUUCUCAAACGACAUCCGCUCCUCUUCCGCACCAGAGCAGCCUAGUAUGCGCAACUUCACUCCAGCUGAUGUUGGCAAAGACCUGCCAUCUUUACCUCAAGAGCGACCAUCAUUCGAACAUUUACAGGAACCGAAACAGUCAACACCCAGUCCUUUUUUAGGCCCACGAGCAACAAACCUGGACUCACGCGUCCCGUCUUCAAAAAUCUCAAACAUCUCUGGCCAUCCUCUAGCAGAAAAAGAUCUACCAUGUCUGCCGAUGAACAAUGGCCAAUCGUUGUUGAUUCAAGAGAUGAACCAGGGCUCGUCCUGCCUGCAGAAAGAAAUCCACAGACCUCUGGUAAAUCAGCCGCUUCCCAAACAACAAAAGCUUCAAGGCCCUCGCGGCGGCGAUCAAGCAUAUCCAUUCGUCCGCACACCUCGGCCAAUCCACCAGCAACUCGAACAUCAGGAUCAAAGACAAGUAAGGCCAUUAGGAGGGAGGGAAAUGCCGGUGCCUAUCUACGACAAUCCUCCAGUCCAAGCAGCUCCUCCUAUGGUCGGAACAGAACCUGGAACACGAGGUCCGAGAGCAAUGCCUACGUGGAAUUCGAAAGUGAGACAACCCGUUCAGCGGAUAGAUCCAUUCAGCCAGCUAUUCAAUACCACUAUCACACACACGAACAUGUCUAUGAACCGGGAACUACCCGUCCGCAAUGGUAUCAGACCAAGCCCUCCACCACCUCUUCAUAGGGUGAUGAACCACGAGCGCUUUGGUUCCCUCCCGACACAUCCAUUAGUGCGCCCAUACGACACGUCCAUGAACACUGGCACGAGUACAGGUUCUAUGACAUCAAUCCCAUUGCAAAGAACUCGACCAAGAGCCAUGACUCGCCCUCAGAUGCCAAUCAGGGCCGAAGGGAUGUACGAGGUACCGCAAGUGGGCCCAAUCUGUCGUCAGCAAUACCCAACAAGUCAGGAGGGUUCAACACAUCGAGACCUGGGCCGUACAGACAGCCAGAUGUGGACCGCAGCAUACCGAGAAGAGGCACACCUUAUCCCACAACCGUUGAAGCCCCGACUGACGAUGAGUCAUGGCCAGAACAUCUCGCAGAACCAACAUUCAACAAGGGAGAACGAACGGACUUUGGGCGGCCUCGGACUGACGAGGAAAUGCAGUCGUUGCCAACACGGCCUCGUGGAUAUCAAUCCCGGUACCGCUAGUGUCAUCCCUACAUACGAUCUCCAGAACCGAGGCACCUCAAAAGAAGAAAACGCUAAACCAUCACACCCGACCGGGAGGGGCCUGCCAAAUGUACCAGAAGAAAGAAGGAAUGAGACGAGUUGGAAACAAUCUUCCAGCUCAAUGGUUACCCAUGAUGAAAGAGACCACUCGAUAUGUUGUCCAGAUUGCUGCAAAGAACGAGACUGUCACGAGGGCUGUCUUGGUCAUCCGAGCCUACAUUCGACGCCGAGCACAAGUCCAACGAAGAGCAUCUGGUCGGAAGCAGCUUCUCCAAGCAGCAGUAGUGAGAUUGAAGAAUCUGAACAUGAACAUGAUAAAGACAGUCUCACAUCUGAAAAGUUCACUGUUGGUCGAUUGGCUAUCGUCAAGUCGGCAUUUAAGCGCUCACCAAAACCACCACCUCUCAAAUCCAUCAACAGCAGUCCUAGAUAUCAACAUACAAACACUUCCGUCAUGAAUUCGCCAGCCGAGUCACCUCUGCCUCUUGGCAGUCCAGCUGGAAGUUCUAGUGGCGCAUCUGAUGGAAGUGGUACUGAUGGCUUGAAUGCAGCAAUGAGUGCGGCUGGUAGUUCGCGAGGGAAGGCCUCGAACUAUACUCUACAAAACCGACAGCGAAGCUCUAGCUCGCCAAUGAUUGGCGCUGAAGAAUUUUCUCGCAAGACCAGCAUCUCCAACAGUCAGCGGUCUGUGAGCGGACCACGGUUGAGGGUCCUAACACCUCGGGGACUCGCAAUUACAUGCUCUGGGAUGAAGACCCGGAAUGUUAGUGGUAGCAGCAUCUCCACUUUGGAACUGCAGGUACCCGGUCUAGGAACACUCGGUCUCGGUGUUAUGGGAGAGAUGAUCAUCGUGCCCUUUAAUGCCACAAAGAUGUGGAUCCGGAACCAUCCACAAGUCAUGAAGUUAGGUUGGGAAAUUCUAGAACGAGCAUGGCAAAUGAGUCAAGUGAUUGCCACGACCGCAUGGAGACUCUGGGCGCUGAUAUUCGUCUAUUCGAAGACUGGAAAGCUCAAGCUUAAUGUGGCGAAGAAGGAAACCACAGGUGGAUUUCUGCUUGACUGUGUCAGGAGUAGUGUUUACCUCUUGAUGUUCUUUGCUGUGGGCGUUUUUGCGAUGAGGGUCUUGAACAUCUUCAUUGGCGCGCUGGGCUUGAUUGGAUGGCUGUUCAGAGCGUUCUUCUGGGUCGCGAGGCAGAUAUUGGGGUUUGGGUUGGUAAGAUGA